AUGUCUUUUGCGUGGGGCACUCGAUGCAUUUCUGUCAUUGUGGCACUUUUCAUUUUAUUGGACCAAUAUGAUUGCAAUGAGAUGUUAAAUAAAAGUCAGGAUUCCAUGUUUGCUGACGCUCAGAUAAGAAUCCUUCUAAUGACUCUUCUGUGUAUUGUCGUCCUGAUUGUUUUGGGCUUCCUGGGUGAGUCUUCAAGUUAACCAUCGUUCUGAUCAACUCACACAGCGGAUAUCUCCGGUAUCUUUUGGUUGUCAGGAUGUAUCUGUUGCUUUUGCCGGAUCUCAAAGGCUGUGGAAUUGACAGCUGAUAGCCUCGAUGUCUACGCUCCGCGAACCCAGAGCAUCGUGUGGCCCACUUUGCCUCAGGAGACGGCCCGCGUCCUCGAGAUGACCUUCCUGCACACGACUAAGGUCAACUGUCUCUGUCACAACUGUCGCAUCGCCAGGAAUUCACUGUGUUCCGAAAACUUAAACAUGACCAGGUGGAUGUUGCUACUGGUCACCUCGAUAACCUUUGCUCACCUGGUUAAAGCUGAUGAAAACUGUACGGAUUUUUACUGGCCCAAUGAAACGCAGCUCUGGAACGAUAGCGAAAACACUAAUGGACAGAAUUCCACUGAAUUAUAUUUGGAUACGCUGGUAGAUUCCUCUACUGUUGGCCAGUCCUUUGCCAAUACGACCAACAAUGGACAAAUUGAAACUUCAAGUAAAAAUAUUGGGCCACAUAGGCACUAUGCUCGCUUUGUCUUCAUGGUUCUCCUGCUACACAUUGCCGUAGUGGGAGUCGGGAUCACCAUCUACAGCUGUGUGUACUGCAAAUUCAGGACCCUAAAGAGGCGCUCAAGGAGGGAGGCGCAACGGCGCCUGCAAAUGACGAACCUGCGGACAGAGCACAUUCCCAAUUCGCGUGAUUGCCCCUGCCACGGAUGCAUUUUGGCCAGGGAAAUGCUGCAGGGUUUGAUCAUGCAGCAGUUGCAGGAAUUGGCGGAAUGCUAA
Messenger RNA from Drosophila takahashii, 996 nucleotides. NCBI's taxonomy places the organism in Eukaryota, Metazoa, Arthropoda, Insecta, Diptera, Drosophilidae. The record is from RefSeq and is a predicted model, not a curated record.